This is a messenger RNA of Myxocyprinus asiaticus (Chinese sucker), 651 nucleotides long. It is a transcript of the gene bola3, whose product is annotated as bolA family member 3. The transcript is spliced from 4 exons. The record is from RefSeq and is a predicted model, not a curated record. The coding region runs from base 108 to 428 and encodes 106 amino acids. NCBI's taxonomy places the organism in Eukaryota, Metazoa, Chordata, Actinopteri, Cypriniformes, Catostomidae.
UAUUUCCGAGACAAACGCUGAAACGGGACGGGGCAUGACUUUGUCAAGCUUGUUUUGAGCACAAUAUUUUUCCAUUCACCUGAAUCGAUAACUGCUUCGCCACCAAAAUGUCUCUUCUCAGAGCCGUCAGACUCAACGUAAAAACUCACGUGUUGUGUAGAAAUAUUAUAGCGCGGUUUGCAUCCAGUCAUACUGAUGGAGAGACACGGAUCACACGAAUAUUACAAGAGAAGUUUCCUCACGCUUCGUCGCUCAAAGUUGUGGAUAUAUCCGGAGGUUGUGGUGCAAUGUAUGAAAUACACAUCGAAUCUGAUGAAUUUAGAGGAAAGAGAACAGUUCAACAGCACCAAUUAGUAAACCAGGCUCUUAAAGAUGAAAUUAAAGCCAUGCACGGUCUACGCAUAUUCACUGAUGUUCCUGGAAAGUAAAUUAUUCUUUGCAUCAUUUUCACCUCAUGUUUGUCAGUGUUGUCUCACUGAAACUAUAUAUUACGCACUUCACUCUGUCUUUUUUUUUUUUGGUUAAAUUAUACAGAUUUAUAAUAGUGUUUGAUGGCAGGGAAAUGCUUUAUAUAUUUUAUGAAUGGAUAUGUUCCACAAAUCCUGUAAUACGCACAAAAUAAAAUAACUGUGUUUUUGCCCUGUAAAUGAG